This is a messenger RNA of Dunckerocampus dactyliophorus (ringed pipefish), 3605 nucleotides long. RefSeq names its product nuclear receptor 2C2-associated protein (gene nr2c2ap). The record is from RefSeq and is a predicted model, not a curated record. The transcript has 8 exons. Bases 11 to 436 code for a protein of 141 amino acids. Lineage: Eukaryota; Metazoa; Chordata; Actinopteri; Syngnathiformes; Syngnathidae.
CUUUACCAACAUGGCUGCUUCAUUGAUAUGUCGCGAAACACAAUGCAGGGUGAGUUCAGUUUUAAACAGAGACGUAAAGCAGUAUGGAAAGAAGUACAUGUUUGACAGCAAUGAAGAGACGUGCUGGAAUUCAGACCAGGGUGAAAGCCAGUGGUUGAUAUUGGAGUUCCCCCAGCCCAUUAGGGUUUCUGAGUUAAAAUUUCAGUUCCAGGGAGGCUUCUCAGCCAAAACAUGCAGGCUGGAAGGUUGUUUAAAAGGUGGAGAUUUUACUGUGAUCAGUCAUUUUUAUCCAGAGGACAACAACUCUCUUCAGUGCUUUCCCAUACAGGACGCCGCUGCUGUGGACAGAGUAAAAAUACUGUUGGAGAACAGUGCCGACUUUUUUGGGAGAAUUAUUAUUUAUUCUUUGGACAUCCUGGGGGAGAAAGCCACAUGACCAUAUUUUAUCCUCUCACGACAGAGACGGAAAGGAAAUGCACUUUUUGUGAAAUGUAAAGGACGCGGGAUGUCUGACUCCACCACCUCAUAAAUGCAAUUGAGUCAAAAUAGAGUUGACUACUUGGCUGCAACCAGCAGAGACGUCGUUGAUAGUCGCAAAAAGUAUCUUGGAGGAUAAUCAUCAUUCCAGCACAUACCACCAUAUAAAAAUACAUUUAUUAGAACCUGUUUACAGUCGUUUUAUGGCUGGUCUACAGCUAAACUCAAUAAUCCUGCUGCACAAUUGCCAAGUAUUGAUCAUUUUUGUUAUGCUGCCAAUAAACAAUUUGUACAUUUGCUACCAUCUUGCCACCUGCUAUACCGACAAUCUCCAUUUCUUUUAGCGCCAUGCUGGCUUGUAGAGUCUCAGGAUGUGGUCCUCUAACACCUUCUGAACUAGGACACACAAAAAGAAAUAGCAUAAGAGCAAAGCAGAAUUAAGGAGGUCUUGAUGAUGACAAAGAUAAAUACUCUUUUUGUGUCCAAGAGCAACUGCCAAAGCCAUCGCACUGUAGCCAGAAUCAGACUCUGUGGUCAUGUCUGCUCCUUUGGCUGUAAAAACAAACAAAAUGAGCAUUUUAAUGAGAAAGUCUGAGGCUUGGCAAUGGUGUAACAUGGACUUUGGUGUACCUAAAAGUGCCUCAACACAUUUAACAUGGUUUCCUCGAACAGCAUACAGAAGAGGAGUGCCUCCGUUCUGGGAACAAAACAUCAGUUAACAAGCAAUCUACUUGAGUAUCCCCAAUUUAAGAUAUGUAGGAUUAUAAGUAAUUAAAAAAGUCUGAUUGAUGGAUAUAUUGUGAUGAAAGGCUUUUUAAAAAAUCUGGAUUUUGUGUAUUUUUACCCAUCAGAUGAGAAAAUCUGCCAAAAAUAGGGGUGCAACGGUAAAACAAUUUCCUUCUUUGCGGUUUGUAGCAAUAUGCUGCAAUCGUAACGAUAGUGCAUUUUAUGCUUCUGUGCCUCCAAUACAUGACUGGUAGUAAAGAACAUUAGGAAUCUACAGUUACAUGUAUUUUGAGUCUCCUAGCAAGUCUUUUUUUUUUUUUUUUUUGCUACUGCAUUUUUUUUCUCUUCUACAUUUUUUACUCUGUCUCUACAAGUCAAAUGUUAUUCUGUCUCUUGUCUGAAAUAGUCACCAUCCUUCACCUUGCAUUGAGAUAUUCUAUGUCACCUAAUUCUCAUGAAUUUUAAGUCUUUCUGUCCUGCGGUCAGAUACUAGUUAGGUACUUCUUAAAAACUCACUCAUAUCAAAGAAGUGCUAUCAAUACGACGUGCAGUAUUUGUAUCUAAGGCAUGUACCCCAAACAGCUACUGACUAGUUGCUAACAACCGUGUACCCAAUCAUAUGCGUUGACAUCAACUCCACGUCUGAGUAGAGAAUCGAUUAUAUCCACAUAACCUCCAGAGCUGGCCAGCGUCAGCGCACUUUCUCUGUUCCUCGCAACAAUUCUGGGGUCCGCUCCCUAACAUACAAAGAAUGAAUGAUUGUCUUGAUAAAACACUCCCUAAAGACUCUUUCUUUAACAAUACAGGCUUCCCUCUGACCUUUUGCAAGAGAAAGUCCACCACUGCUUUCUCUCCAAACGCUGCUGCCCACAUAAGAGGAGUAAAGCCACGUUCGUCCUGUAUGCUCAGCAGUGAGCUAUCUGUAGAAAGUGCAUCAUUUCAUACAAUGAAACAAUAUUGUUUGUGGUUUCAUGGGUAUCCAUAUUAUUCCUUACUUUUAUUUAAUUGUGCCGCCACUUGUGACACCUCCCCCUGAGCAGCAAGCUGAUGUAUUGACAGAGCUUGCAAUUGGAAAGAAAGCUACACUUAAUACAGUCAAGGUGUUUAUACAGUACUGCGGUACUCACCGUCUAAUGACGCUGGGCGUGCUGUAAAUUCAUUCCCACGCUGCCUGUUGGUGAGAGUGGCUGAACGGUUAAACAAACCCUCUUUGUCCACAUCCUCUGGAGAAACAAGAAACACAGACAGAGAUGUGACAGUAUGUUUACUAUUGUGGCUGUACUUCUCAGUACUGUGCAUCAUUCUGAGAGGUGUUUAAUAUAAUUUGGUUACCUCAUUUGUCUAUGUAUUAUUCUUUAGCUUAAUUAGUUUUGAGGAAGCAGUAACACCUCUCUACGUGACGCAGUGCAGGUCUACAUCAAUGGAACGUACACAUUGUUCAAUUAAUACAAGAAAAACGAACAUGAAAGUCUUUGUAUUGCAGCUGUACCUAUAAUUUGUGGCGUGUGAGUGUAUAUCACCCAUAAUGAUAUGAAUUUAACAUAGGGAUCGUUUACAAAGCCGCGUUCAUACUGUUUAUUGAGUCGUACACCAUUCGGAUCCUCACCUAUGGACUCAGAGGCACUUGAAUGAAUAUUUUGGCUCUGCUCUCCUCCAGCAUCCAUGAUUACUGCAAUAUAAAGGGUUAAGUAAAUAUAAAGUAUAUGCUAUUGUCUACGAGCAAAGAAAAGUGGUUAAAUAUAUUUUAAAGGCUAUUCGAGACGUUGCCUACUCACCAGAUCCAGCUUUGCUGCCUAAUUUGCGCCAACUUCCUUGUGGCAAAACUGAAAGUAGAUUAUUUCACACAUCGCGAUGGUCAGCGAGGGUGCUAAAAAGCAUUUCUGUCAUCAAAUAUCGGCUUCAAUAAAUGUUAAUCAUCGAAAGAGAUCAAACUAAAUCACUUAAGAAUUCAAUAACUCCCUUGUUCUUCACUUGAAAUGCAUUUGGAAGGCGGAACUGUAGUUGUUGGGUAUAUACUUUUCCUCUCCGGAGCAAUUUAUUGGUGCAUACGACAACACAAACACGGAAGUAGCUGAUAUGACACGGCUAAAGUCGCGUUAAAGCCACAAUUAUUUAUUUGUGGAUGUAAUUUUCAGCUUUCAUCAUGGAAGACCAAGAGAUGCAUCUCAAAGUCAGACGAGACUGCAGGAGCACGUCAGGAGGUCACUGCCUGAGCUGGUGCAACAUAAGACUGACAUGCAGAGCUGGGAGGAGCAGAGUCAAGGAGCAAUCUACACAGUGGAAUAUGCAUGCAGUGCGGUGAGAAGCAUGGCGAACAGCAGCGUGUAUUUCAAAAACAUCGACAACCUCCUCCGGCAAGCAAUCAGCAUGAGGGAGCAGAUUAGCACCUCUCAGGGACGCAG